Ooceraea biroi (clonal raider ant) is the source of this 2745-nucleotide messenger RNA. RefSeq lists its product as uncharacterized. The record is from RefSeq and is a predicted model, not a curated record. NCBI's taxonomy places the organism in Eukaryota, Metazoa, Arthropoda, Insecta, Hymenoptera, Formicidae.
CUCGGCGCCCGCGGCGGAACCGCAGUCAGUGCGAACCAAAAUGGCGAGUGCGAGGAAGGUUCGCGUCGGCUGGCAGCGCGUUUCGUCUGUGCUCGCGACUUUCUGAACGGGACGCGGGCAAUAAUGUGAUCCACGUGAUUCACGUCGGCACUUGCGGCGACUGUGGAACCGAGAAUCGACGGGUUGCACGUCUCGUCGUGCGUUUUUUCGACAGUUACGAUAUCACGCAGCAGCUCCGUCCACCAGCGGCGAUCAGACGUCGAGCACCCUCCUCCUGCCGCGGGCAAUCUACGGGGUGACACCGGCGCGAAAUUUCCCGGAGCUAAUCAUACAUCCAGAUGACGCGAUGACGCUACAUUGGUGGAUGCACUGGUUCUGGGUUACCGCGCAAUUUCUCGUGAUUCUUGGGAGUCCCUUGCCGUCUACCACAUCGGAUCCCGUCAAUCAGUCACAACCGUCCUCGAUCGAAACCGAAGAUAUUUAUCGUACAUCGAAGUCACCCAGGCCGAGCUUCCGCAUCGCCAAGGCCAUUGGACUCUAUCCACAGACAAAUACGGCCGUGGUGCCUGAUAGGCAGCAGCAAUUUGUCACCACUAUCGGUCCUCUGUCAUCGGAACGUGGAAGCACCAUCGGAACGAGCAUCCACGACACCGCAGAGUUGAGCUUCCGCAGCAACGUCACCAACGUCGAGUCCUUCAGCACCGAAACGCCGCCGCAACGUGCCACGGAGAACGUUGACAGGAUCAGGAACUCGACCACAAAGAAAGACAGCAAGAUUACGUGGAUUCUGACGACGAAUAAAUCGUCGGGCAGAUCCAAGUACGAUCAGGAGGCGAGAAAUCAGUCUAACGCAGCCAGCAGAAACAUUAGCCUCGAGGAAGUCGAGGAUCUCACAGUGUUACCUCUUCAAGAAGAGAUGUCCAAGGUCGAUUUGAUGCUGACUAACAGGACGAGAUCUUCCUUUGUGACAUCCUUGUCUGCAGUCGACGCCGCGGGCAGUAACGCCGCGAUCAGGACAUUCAAUCGGUCCGAGGACGAAGUCGAGAUCGACGAGGAGAUUGCCCAGACGCAGCACUUUGCCACGGCGGCGUCUAUUCUCGAAGUUGGCGUGAGCGAGUCCACUCGUCUGAGCAGAGCGAGGAACACCUUUAUCACGCAGCACUUCCAGCGAGAUCAAGUGCAAGGAGAUAAUCAGCCUUCCGAUUACAUCGACGCUGGCAAUAGCAGCGACAACGACGCCGAGCACGACUCGGCGACGUCAGCCGCGGGUAUAGCUGCUAUUACCGGCAGCUGUUUAGCGACUGUAGCUCUGCUCAGCACAAUGGGUAGUCUCGGAUUCAUUAUAUAUAGGCGCAAGUACUUGAACCCUCCACAAACGUUGAACAGUGACAAGUGCAGCAAUCCCGAUAGCUCUGGUUAUAUCGAUGAUUCCACCAUUCGGGAUAAUUCGGAGGAAAUGUACAGCUUGGAUAACGAUUCCUUCCUGAAUUCGCUGGAGGCGAUGACAAUACAGAAUUAUUGGACGGACAGUGUGAAGCAUACGAAACUAUGACAAAAGAAGAUAACCCAUCCCGGAAGGAGGAUUGAGACAUUCAGCAUCUCCGACGGUGAAGCGCACGAGCAAAUCUCGCUGCUUGAACAAUAGUACUUACACGUUCGAGACGGCUGUAUUCCGCAAGAACCUUCGUUGCCCCGCGCAUCCGGAGGCGGCGAUGGAGUAUGCAGCGCUCGUACCGAAAGUCGUUAAUCAGCCUUAAUGGGCUGCGACGAACGUAGCUACCUUGAAACGUUACCACUGUACGACGUAAAAGAAUUGUAGAUCAAAAUUGCGGGACGAUGCGUAUACGUAUACUAUCUCGUUUCGCGAAAGUUGAUUUCACGUCACUUCCAUCGUCUCUAUAUUUUUCUACGGCGCAUGCGCGUUGGCAAAGUCGUGCUCACGCGGUAAGCGGCGCAGUUAUCCCCGAGUAUUUCCAUUAACGAGAUAAGUGCAAUAAAUGAGAACUCUAUGUACUUUAUAAUAUUAUCAGAUUAAUAUUAUAACACUAUUCUAGCGAAGUAAGUACAAAUAAAACUACUUAUAGUCCGCAUUACCUAGAAUUUUCGCUAAAUUAAAAGGAAAAAAGGAGAGAUAAUUUAUUAAGGAUAUUAAGGUAAUUCUUAGGAGUAUAUUUAUAGUACAAUAUUUUCCAAUAAUGUGCGAGUUGGAACUUGUAUGUACAAUUGUACUUACUAAUGUCUUUUUAAUCUUGGAUUGAACGCCCAAUUAUUUCUCUACAGCCUCCCUUUGAAGUUACAUGAGCAAUUCUGCGAUAAUUAGGUCGGUCCAUAUUUUGACAGUUGCUUAAACUGAUAGCUUAAAUAUUUUCGAACAUUGGAUUUACGGAAGAUCGGACCAAAUCGUACGUAGAUCUAGCUUUACGCCUUUAUGACAUAUCCAGAAAUAGAAGAAACGUUAAUUCAUGUUUUCCAUUACGAAUCUAGCUUGUACCUAUGUACAUACGAUAUUGUUGUAAAACGUUUUAUGUAUAGAUGUGCAAAUCUCUGGCGUCGCGCCAGCAGGGCGCGAUUAAUUUUAAGUAGCUUUAGCGUUUGUCCAGAUAUAUUUCUAUACAUCCAAAAGGGAUAAAAGACAGAGAAUCCAUUGUGAUAGAUUGUAGUGUUUAAAAUGAAUGUAAGAUUUAUCAUUGGUCCGUUUAUGGUAAAACGCGGUUGUGAAUAAAUAUGUUCGUGUAUUAUACCUCA